GGCUCCGCACCGGCUCCGCACCGCUCCGCUGCCCGCCGGCCCAGCCGCGCCCGCGGGCGUUAUGAGCACCGGCGGGGACCGGCCGUGCCCCCGCGGCCGGCCAAGCUCGGCGGGGAGCAGCCCCGUGCCCAGCCCCGGCUCCCCGGGGCCCGAGGAGCCGCUGCAGAAACGGCAGAGAACCGUGGAGGAUUUCAACCAGUUCUGCACCUUCGUUUUGGCUUACGCGGGCUACAUCCCCUACCCUGAGGAGAACGAGCCCUGGACCCACGGCGGCAGCAUGAGCCCCCAGAACAGCACGGGGAGCACGCAGGACAGCGAUAGCUGGGCCUCCUCGCACUCCUCCGACUGCCAGCUCCUGGCAGACGACAGGAGGAGCAGGAACGCCGUGGCCAAGGGGGCUGUGGACAGCAGCCUGCUCGCGGACUGCCCUGCCUUCCCCGCCGGCUUCUAUGACAUCCGGCCCCAGCAGACCAAGAGGAAGAAACCGCCAGCGAAGAAACUCGUUUUGGAGCAGGAGGUGGAGGAGAAGGUGCCGCCGAGCGCUGGGAAAAGCUUGGUGCUAGACCAGGACCGGGUGAAGGAGCCGGCUGCGCUGGAGGGACAGGCGCCUCCCGUGAAAGAGCCGUUCUCGGAGCCCUCCAUCGACCCGGCCGGGGACCCCCAGCCCAGCGCCCCUCUGGAGGAGCCCCUGAAGGAGGAGAAGGACUGGCUGCAAGGAGCGCAGGGGGCAGAGAAGCCAGCAGGAGACGAUCCGCAGCUAAAGGAGCUCGACCAGUGCUCUGGAGGGAGGAAGAGCCCCAGUUCUUGUAGUACCUUGGACCAAAGCGAAGGGGAAGAUACAAGCAGAGGGAGCUCUCAGCUUAGCGCAGUCGAAUUUGCAGCAGCUCCCAACACCAAAGCAGAAGACGACGACGCCUGGGAUCUGAUCACCUGCUUCUGCCUGAAGCCCUUCGCGGGGAGGCCCAUGAUCGAAUGUAACGAGUGUGCCACCUGGAUCCACCUCUCUUGUGCCAAGAUCCGCAAAUCCAACGUGCCUGAGGUUUUCAUCUGCCAGCGAUGUCGCGACGCCAAGCAGGAGAUCCGCCGCUCGAACCGAGCUCGGACGGUGCCCCGCAAGCGGUUCUGUGACUGAGGCUCUUCCAGAGCAGGGAGGCUGGGGGGCCCCUUGUUAAACCGAAGGCUGUAGCUCAGUCUGGCUAGACAAUCAAUGCACAGUAAUGGCAGGGGAAGGGCUGGGCCGCGGUGCUGGGCUGUCCCCCUUGCUCUUCUGCCUCCUGGGAGCUGCCGUCCUCCCUGGGGGUGGCUGACCAUGGAGCUCGGUUACCCCAGAGGUGUGGGGGGAGAAGAGCCAUGCACUAGGUCGCUCAGAAACAUCUCUGUCCUUGCACAAACCUGGCUCAGUGCCUUUCCCCCAGGCCAGCCGAGGAGAACCUAGUCCAAAUAGUUUCCCUGUGGUGUGGUGGAAGCUUACACUUAUCCCAAGAUGUGACUCCCCUUCCUCAUUUUUCCUCACCAUUGUCCUUGCCUUGGACCUCGGGGUGGGCUGCGAUGGCAAAGCCCCAGUGACCCAAAUCCUCUUCCAGCACACAGAUGCAGCCCAGACAGGCUUCUUCCAUGCGGUGUGCUCUCUGGGAGGGGAGGGAAGGAACAUUGCUCCUGCCAACACCUGAAGCAGACUGGGCUGCUCUUUCCUGGGGAUUUGGUGUCCCACCUCUGGCUCAUCAGCCUUGUAGGCUGCGCAGGGGAGGCCCUACCCCUGUCCGGUGGUGCUCCUGAUUUUGGUUGCUGUGCACAAGGCCCCAAGAUAGUCCGAGUAGAUUGUUAGACAAGUUGUUCUUGCUGAGGAGUCCUCCUUGGUUCAGAUUCUCCAGUUGCACUCAAGUCUCCUGUCUGAAAGGGAUGUGGGAUUUGUGGUAGGAGACCUGAACAGUUACCCUCAAAACUGGUAGGGCUUGGGAGCCCUAGGGAAGGGGGGGAGCAGGGGAGGUUUGGUUGGAUUUCAUGUUUUCCAGUUUAAAAUAAUUGAACCUUGUACCCUGUGGCCAUCUCCUGCCUGCAGGUGAAGCAUCGGCUUAAGCAGCAGCUGGAUGCUGAGCCCUGGGUCUGAUGCAACCCGGGUGCAGGAGGGCCUUGCUUCCAAGGGCUCCCUCCUGCAGAGAAAUUUUUUUUUUUUUUUUUUUUCCCUCCUGGACACGUAGAGUGAAGUCUGAUAUCUUGUCAAGAGUGGGCCCUAAGCCCCUUCUGCUAUGCAACUGCUGCUCCGGAGGCAUGGGGCCUGCCCGCUCCAGGCCUCCUUCAAGUUUCAGAGUGGAAGGAAGGCUUUUCCCCAUCACCCUCCUUCCUCUGUGAGCGGUGUGUGUGUGCUCUGGGGCCCCGUGUCCACUGACAGUCUGAAUCCCACCUCCUCCUCCUCACAGCCCCUCCAAAGAGCCUGGCCCACGUGCCUUCUGCACUUUCCAGGGGGGGACACAGACCCCACUGCUGUCUCGGUGACGCCUGGCCUGGCCCCUGGCCCGGGACAGCCCCGACUUGCCAGUCCCAUCACUAUUUCUCCGAACUGGGUUCUUUCCUACUUGCACAUCUGGUUACUGUGGGACCACGGCUGGGGGAGGGUGGGGGGCAGUCCCCCGCCACCCAGCAACCCCCAGGCUCGUCCCUGUGCCUCUCCUCCUGUGGAAAGCCUGGGCCCCAAAAGUGCUUUAUGUUUUUAUAGUUACUUUGUAUGGAUAUGUAAAAUAGCAAAAUUCUGGUCCUUGCCCUGUGGAGUGUGGCUGGAGUCGUAUGUAUAUAAUAAAAUACUUUUGCCAUAA
Messenger RNA from Cygnus atratus (black swan), 2810 nucleotides. RefSeq names its product PHD finger protein 13-like. The transcript is spliced from 5 exons. NCBI's taxonomy places the organism in Eukaryota, Metazoa, Chordata, Aves, Anseriformes, Anatidae. Gene Ontology annotation, molecular function: chromatin binding. The record is from RefSeq and is a predicted model, not a curated record. Gene Ontology annotation, biological process: mitotic chromosome condensation. The coding region runs from base 62 to 1132 and encodes 356 amino acids.